Molecule: messenger RNA, 3945 nt
Organism: Ordospora pajunii
Lineage: Eukaryota; Fungi; Microsporidia; Ordosporidae
Product: RNA polymerase Rpb1
Exons: 1
Coding region: 1-3945 (1314 amino acids)
Biological process (GO): DNA-templated transcription
Molecular function (GO): DNA-directed RNA polymerase activity; DNA binding
Source: RefSeq, a predicted model, not a curated record
AUGCUUAGGAAAGCAGAAGAGGAAAGUCUUGAUGUAAGGAUACGAAAGAUAUCGUUUGGAAUACUGUCACCCGAUGAGAUAGAAAGGCUAUCUGUACAUUCAAUUUCGAGCAAGGAUCUUUAUGACAUGCAUACCCGAAGACCUUUGGCUGAUGGCCCAUUGGAUCUGAGGCUGGGCGUAGGAAACAAGAGAGACAAGUGCAACACAUGUGGAGAAGGCUUGGCAACAUGCAUUGGCCACUUUGGAGAGGUGAAGCUCACGCUUCCAGUGUUCAACAUUGGGUUGAUAAAACAAACGAUCUCUGUGCUGAACUGUAUCUGCAAAAGUUGUGGAGAAGUGCUUCUUAACGAGAAGAAAAAGGUGUAUUUUAAGAAGAAAAUCAGAGAGAGCAAUGAGCGAAGCAGUUUGGUGCUUGUGCUGAGGAGGGUUAUUGCUGAAUGCAAGAAGUGCAAUACAUGCCCCGUAUGCCUGGCAAGAAACGGACAGGUCAAGAAAACAUUUGGGUUCAAGAUGGUGCAUGAAGUGGAUGAGGUAGGCAGAAGAAAGAAGAAAGAGGAUGUGACCGAAUGCAGCAUAGAGGAGAUUAAUCCUCUUACUGCACUUAACCUUUUUGGGAUGAUGAGGCCGGAUGAUUAUGAGUUGUUUGGGCUUUCUGAAUCACCAGAGAGAUUUAUAGUGCAGAGUGUGAUUGUUCCACCAUGCUGCAUCCGUCCAAGUGUGUCGAUGGAGGAUGAGGGGACGAAUGAGGAUGACAUAACAAUUAAGAUUAGCGAGAUAGUGCACACAAACAAGAUACUGAGCGAAGGUAUAGAGAAAGGCAACUCGCUGAAUCUGAUCAAUGACGACUGGGAUCAGCUGCAGCUGCUGUGUGCAUUGCUGAUCAAUUCGGAGCUUCCGCAAAUAGGGAUUCCUGGGCAGCCGAUUCGAGGAUUGGUGCAACGGUUAAAAGGGAAGAAUGGCAGGUUCAGGUGCAAUUUAAGUGGAAAAAGGGUUGAUUUCAGUGGGAGAACAGUUAUAUCGCCAGACCCGAACUUGGGGAUUGAAGAAGUCGGCAUUCCUGUAAGAAUGGCAAAAAUAAUGACGAUACCUGAGAAAGUAACCGAGUUUAAUAAGAAAAGAUUACAGGAACUAGUGAUGAAUGGGCCUGAGAAGUAUCCUGGUGCAAACUAUGUUGUUGGAGAGAAAUUCAAGAGGUUUUUGCUGUAUGGAAAACGAGACACAGCGCUGAAGAACGGAGAGAUUGUUGAGAGGCAUCUUAUGAACGAUGACAUUGUUUUGUUCAACAGGCAGCCAUCACUGCAUAGGAUGAGCAUUAUGUCACACAGGGUAAAGGUGCACAAAGAUCGAACGCUUCGGUUCAAUGAGUGUGUAUGCACGCCUUACAAUGCAGAUUUUGACGGGGAUGAAAUGAAUGUUCACGUCCCGCAAACAGAAAAGGCAAGGGCUGAGGCAUCUGUAUUGAUGUCUAUUUGCAACAAUAUUGUUACGCCGAGGCAUGGAGAGCCGAUAAUAGCAGCCACACAGGACUUUAUUACUGGAAUGUAUUUGAUAACUGGAAAAGAUACGUUUUUUGAUAGGGAAAGGUUUGGGCAGGUUGUAAGCUACUUUUGCGAGGCACGUGUGUAUGCCAAGCCAGCAAUAAAGAAACCGAUUGAGCUGUUUACUGGAAAACAGUUGAUUGAGGUUCUAAUAAGAGAUUCACUGCAUGUGAAUCAGAAGUGGAAUAAGAAAGGAAGUGCAGUGGAUGCAGUGUCGAUUAUUGGUAAGAACAGGGGAUUUAAAUCAUUUGAAGAUCCGAAUGAUGGAAAUGUAGUCAUAUUGGACAACACAUACUACUUUGGACGACUAGACAAAUCGAUUAUUGGAGGAGAGAACAAGAAGGACAGUCUUAUAUAUGCCAUGAUGAAGAUUAGCAACGAGUCGGCUGUGCGAAUGAUGAAUGGAAUGACUAGGCUGUGCUCUAGAUACUUGGGAGAGGUUGGAUUCAGCAUAGGGUUAGACGAUGUACAGCCAGGCCCGAUUCUUAGGAGCAAGAAGAAUAUGGUGGUGAAGAAAGGAUAUGAAGAAUACGAAUUGAAGAUCCAGGAACACCAGUUGAAGGAAGAAAACAGCAAUGAGGUGCUUGAGAUGGAAGUUUCGUCGAUUUUGAGCCAUAUACGAGAAGAGUGUGGGUCUAUAUGCAUAAAAGAGCUGAGUGUUAGAAAUGCACCUAACAUAAUGCAAGCAUGUGGAUCGAAGGGAUCGAAGAUCAAUGUGUCGCAGAUGGUUUCUUGUGUAGGGCAACAGAUUGUGAGUGGAACAAGGAUCCCCAAUGGAAUGGAUGGCAGAUGUCUUCCUCACUUUCGAAGAGGAGUGAAUACACCUGAAUCGAAAGGAUUUGUGCUGAAUUCGUUUUUUGAUGGGCUGACAUCGCCUGAAUUUUUUUUUCAUGCGGUGAGUGGGCGUGAAGGAUUGGUUGACACGGCAGUAAAGACUGCAGAGACGGGGUACAUGCAACGGAGGCUGAUGAAGGCACUUGAGGAUCUGAGUGUACAGUACGAUGGCACGGUACGCACAUCUGGUAUGGAAGUGGUCCAGUUUGUCUAUGGAGAGGACCAGAUUGAUCCUGUAAUGGCAGAGAGCGAUGAGGUGAUCAACUUUGAAAGGAUGUUUUUGCACGUUAGGUCACAGUUCAGGAAGUUUCUGGAAAGUGGGAGAAAUCCAAGGAUGCUGAGUGAGUUUUUGAAUGAGAGUGAGAUAGCCAGCAUGCUUGAGCAGCGCAUACCUCGAGAGUAUGUGCACAAGCAUGUUCUUAACAAGAAGUUCUUGGGCGGAAUGUAUAAAUGCAUUAUGGCGAAGGCUGAAGACACUUUUUUACUUGGAACGAAGUCUUUGAAUAUUUUGCUGUGCAUUGAGUUUAUGGAAAUGUUCGCUGCAGAGGUUUCGAGGAAGAUAGUGCAGAUGAUUGUUGAGCCGGGGACAACGGUUGGAGCAAUAGCAGGGCAGAGCAUUGGAGAGCCUGGAACACAGAUGACUUUGAAGACGUUUCAUUUUGCAGGAGUGGCUAGUAUGAACAUUACGCUGGGAGUUCCGAGACUGAAGGAGAUUAUCAAUGCGGUGUGCAAUAUAUGCACUCCGAUAAUAAAUGCAGAGCUGGAAUCGCCGCAGGACCUGUUCCGUACCGAAGUGAUAAAAGGAAGUAUCGGGAGGAUAUUUUUGCGUGACAUCUGCUCGUCGGUAACUGAGGUGAUUGGAAAGGAUGAAAUAGCACUUGAUGUGAGCGUGGAUAUUGACAGCAUAUCAAGACUGAAGCUGAACCUUGAUAUGCAUAAGAUAGAAAGAUGUCUAGGGAUUCAGGAGCCAACAAAGAUUAUGGAUGGGAAUGUGAUCAGGAUAGGGAUCAGGAAGGUUACGGAUCAGAGCUACUUUGGGAUGCAGAAGAUCAAGAAGAAGAUUUUGAAUACAAAGGUAUAUGGAGUUUCCCAGGCAAGCAGAGUGGUGAUAAACAACAGCAGAGGGAUGUAUAGUUUGGUGAUUGAAGGAGGAGGCCUGCAGGAAAUCAUGAAUAUUGACGGAGUGAAGGGAGAAAGCACCACAUGCAACAGUGUGUCUGAGGUGGAGGCUGUUUUGGGAAUAGAAGCAGCCAGAGCACAGAUUAUCCAUGAGAUUGAGUAUACAAUAAGCAACCAUGGGAUUAAGAUUGAUCCAAGGCACAUUAUGCUGCUGGCAGACACAAUGACAUACCGAGGAGAGGUUUUUGGAAUAACAAGAUUUGGAAUAUCGAAGAUGUCGGGCUCAACGCUUAUGCUGGCGUCUUUUGAGCAGACAAGCGACUAUCUAUUUGAAGCAGCGAUCCACAGCAGGUCUGAUAUGGUUUCUGGCGUUAGUGAGUCGAUCAUUCUUGGGAUUCCAAUCAGCAUAGGCACUGGAUCAAUGGACCUGUACUGGAAGGAGAAGAAAUAUUAA